Molecule: messenger RNA, 2227 nt
Organism: Spodoptera litura
Lineage: Eukaryota; Metazoa; Arthropoda; Insecta; Lepidoptera; Noctuidae
Product: acyl-coenzyme A oxidase 1
Biological process (GO): lipid homeostasis; fatty acid beta-oxidation using acyl-CoA oxidase
Cellular component (GO): peroxisome
Molecular function (GO): acyl-CoA oxidase activity; FAD binding; fatty acid binding
Source: RefSeq, a predicted model, not a curated record
CUCAUCGGACAGUCAUUGAAAUAUACGCUUUAAAGUAGAACGUGUUGUUCCUAGUAUUGAAAUGGGUAUCGGUGAAGUAAAUAAGGAUUUAAUUAAAGAGAGAGCAAAGUGCACUUUUAAUGUGACAGAGUUGACAUACUUUUUGGAUGGCGGGAAAGAUAAGACUUUGGAGAGGAAGGAAAGAGAAAGGGUAAUGUUGACUAAACGAGAGGAAUUAUUCGGUGGGACUCCAGACGAAUAUCUAAGCCAUAAAGAGAAAUACGAAAACUCAACGCGGAAAGCUGUCAUUCUGUUCAGCUUACUUCGUAAAAUACAAGAGGAAAAUAAUACGGACCUUACGAAUUACAGGAACCUUUUAAGUGGUGUGCUUGGUGCUUCUAUUUCUCAAGAUGGAUCACCAUUUGGCUUGCAUUACAUAAUGUUCAUGCCGGUGUUCAUGAGUCAGGCAGAUGAGGAACAACAAGAGAGAUGGCUACAUCGAGCUCUAAACUGCUCAAUUAUUGGGAGUUACGCUCAGACUGAACUUGGCCAUGGAACCUUCAUUCGUGGUCUGGAGACAACUGCCACCUAUGACCCGUCCACUCAGGAGUUUGUGUUACAUAGUCCAACCCUCACUUCCUACAAAUGGUGGCCUGGAGGAUUGGGGAACACAGCGAAUUAUUGCAUCGUGAUAGCCCAGCUGUACUCCAAGGGAGAGUGCCAUGGCAUCCACUCCUUCAUCGUCCAGGUUAGAGACGAAGACACCCACAUGCCACUACCAGGGAUCAAGGUCGGAGAGAUCGGAGUCAAGAUGGGACUCAACGCAGUCAAUAAUGGGUUCAUAGGCUUCGAAAACGUCAGGAUACCAAGGACUAACAUGCUGAUGAAACAUGCGAAAAUUUUGGAGGAUGGAACGUAUGUGAAAUCUAAGAAUAGCAAGUUGAUCUACGGAGCCAUGGUGUUCGUGAGAGUGGUGAUAGUGUUUGAUUCAGUUAAUUACUUGGCGAAGGCCAUCACUGUUGCUACUCGGUACUCUGCUGUUAGGAGGCAGUCGCAGCUGAAGGAAGGGGAACCAGAGCGUCAGAUCCUGGACUACGUGACGCAACAAGACAAGAUAUUAACCGCGAUAGCUGGUUGCUUUGCUAUGAAGAUGAACGCGAGGAUGUUGUGGGACACCUUCAAUGUCAUUAAUGACCAGCUGCACAAAGGAAAUAUGGAAAGAUUAGGAGAGUUGCACGCCCUAGCAUGUUGCCUCAAAGCUAUAAGUACUAGCGACUCGUCGCUGUUCACGGCGCGAUGUCGCGUGUCGUGCGGCGGGCACGGGUACAUGGUGUCGUCCACCCUGCCUGCCACGUCCGCGCUCACCACCGCCUCCUGCACCUACGAGGGAGACAACACUGUACUGCUGCUGCAGACUGCCAGGUUCCUAUUGAAGACAUGGCGACAGAUCGAUACUGGUCCACUGACUCCUACAGUGGAAUACUUGAAGACUGUCUCCGCUCCAGGAUUCUCAUACAAAUGGGAAAAUUCUAUCGAAGGCAUCAUUAGAGGAUUCCAAAUAGUCUCUAUGAAGAAAAUAUCUUCGUGUUUAAAUUUAAUGACAGCAAAAGUAAUGUCCGGGAUGUCUCAAGCAGAUGCGUGGAACACAAUAUCUAUACAAUUAGUUUCAGCUGGAGAGUCACAUUGCCGCGCGAUAGUGAUCUCUACGUUCCACGAGGACAUGUCGAAAGCAAUGAGGAGUAUGUCUGCAUCACUAGCGGAGGUGAUGGGGCAGCUCGUGGAAUUAUACGCGGUGUACUGGACUCUGGAGAGGCUCGGGGAUCUUUUAGAGUAUACAUCCAUUUCGGGCGCCGAUGUAGUGAAACUAAGGUCUUGGUACGAAGAGUUGCUGAGAAAAAUUCGACCUAAUGCCGUUGGACUUGUGGACGCUUUUGAUAUAAUUGAUGAGUUACUUCAGUCUACCCUGGGUGCGUACGACGGUCGCGUGUACGAGCGUCUGAUGGAGGAGGCGCUGAAGAGUCCUCUGAACGCGGAGCCAGUCAACCAGAGCUUCCACAAGUACCUCAAGCCGUUCAUGCAGGGGAAACUGUGAUAGAACGUACAUACAAAAAUAUACCUUGUUUUUCUAAUCUUAAAGUAGAUUAUUCUUUAUUGAAUUGUUUAUACUCGAAAGUGAUUUUAAAACUAUCUGUGAUGGGUUUUAUAUGUCAUGCAAAUUGUGUUGAUUUAAUAUAUUUUCUAAAAAAUU